AUGGAGGGCUCAUUCGAUAAUAUUGAUAUGAUGUUUCAGGAGAUUGAGCUUUUCCUCCAAACUUUUACAGAUGAUGAUAAUAUCGACGAAGCCUCGAUUGAUCUUGUUGUGGCCGCAUUCGCCGCGAUUGAGUCCGUCAUGGAUUUCUCAUCCAUAAACCGAAUAGGUGGCUCCAUCCUCAAGAGGGGCGACUAUGAGAAAGAGGCCCUUGCCACACUGGAUACGGUCCAGUCUAAGGGCGAUCUGCUUAUUCGCCAGGCGAAGAAUUCGCAGAUGUGGAUGGUUAGGCAAGGAUUCCAGACGAUCAAAGAAACGAGCCAUAUUAAGGACAUGAUCUUGUCACUGUUUGACCCUUUACUAGACGAACUAGAUGCUAGGAGAGAGAAAGAUCGAUCCGAUUUACUCAAGGUUAUUUACACAUUCUCGCGCCCAGCUUCGCCAGUCGCUCCACCAUACAGCACCGUGGAGCCAGAUCAGUACAUAAAACCGCAAGAGCUUCUCAGCGUUCCCAACGUGACCGGAAGCUCAUCAACGAAAGUUCAAGGAGUGGGUAGUAGCCGUAUCUCAUCCCAGCUACUCGUACACGGCAAGUACGACGACCAACGCUACGUCUCCGGGCUCUCGCUCUUCUGCUCCUCCUUCGCGCAGUCCCUCGAGGCAAGAGCUCCGCGCUUCACCCCCCUCAUCUUUUGCCGUCUGCAUACGGAUCCCGACACGGACCGGCACACCGGCGGCCGCACGAUCAUCCAGAACUUCAUAUGCCAGCUGCUGUGCCAAUUUGACUUUGACACGCGGUCGUUCGCUAGCGAGAAGCUGGACGAGCACCUCAUCAAGCUCGGCGACGUGGGCGAGCUGUGCAGGCUCUUCCAGUGGCUUGUUGGGAAGCUGCCGCAGUCGGUUGUGUUGUUCUGCCUGAUUGAUGGCGUGGGGUACUAUGAGAGGAAGGAGUUCGAGCACCACAUCGGCUUCGUUGUCGAGAAGCUGGCGCAGGAUAUCAGGAUGCUCAGGCCCAUGGGCCACCAAAAGAUUCUUGUGGAAGUCGAGGAGAUUCUCGUGGAAAUUGAAAUCGCUCUGAUGACCGCGGCGCAGGAUCUGACACGGUCCGGAUACGUGCUGAGGACAGUUGAGGAGGCUCCAAGAAGGUCCGACUAUGCCAUGGUACUUUAUGUUGGGCAUCUGGCGAGCGUGAGAUGCGGUUUGAGGAUCUCUGGCGUAUAUCCAGUCGCUGAAGAGGUACCGAGUCACGAUUGGGUGUCUAAUCAUCAGACAUAUUGA
Pseudogymnoascus destructans is the source of this 1275-nucleotide messenger RNA. RefSeq lists its product as uncharacterized. The transcript is spliced from 6 exons. The coding region runs from base 1 to 1275 and encodes 424 amino acids. Lineage: Eukaryota; Fungi; Ascomycota; Leotiomycetes; Thelebolales; Thelebolaceae. The record is from RefSeq and is a predicted model, not a curated record.